GUUAAUCAAAUGUCAGUAAUACAUUUUGGCGAUUUAAAAAGUUAUUUUUUUUCGGAGUGUGAAUUUUUAUAUUUUCAAGAAAAAAUUUUGCGUCAACGUAGAACACGUUUGUAUUCUACCGUUUCCCCCUAAGCUAGACCGUAUGGUAUCUCGUAUCGGAUAUGACCAAGAGCGUUACGGAUAUUGUAAUAUUUCAGAGUGAAAGGCAGCUCAUGCGUAAACUGUACGAAGUUUAACUGCGCAUGAGUCUCGUAUUGGGAGAACUGGAACAAAGACCGUCACGUCCUUCACAGUUACGAUAUUGGAUAUUGGUAGAGCGAAGCCGUGUUGUUUCACAGUGUCAAGUGCUCUUCGUUUAAUUUCGAUAGUUAUAUUAAGUUAUUAAAGUAAAGUGUGAAAAUAAUUAUUUAUAUAAUUUUUAACGGAAAAGUAACGAAACAGCCUGCGAAGUGAAACAAGAAGAACCAAAGGCGUAGGAACAAGUGGACAUUUUUCACUGGCGUGAACUGAGUAUAAAUUAUUGAUAUUAAAUUUAAUAGAUAUUUAAGUAUCGAUUUGAAAGAAAAAAAACAAUCAAUAAAAAAAGCAAUAUCGAAGUUAAAAAUCCACCCAAGUCCGGAUCAUAACGAGUUCGAGAAUGAGUAUCGAAAAUGAGAAGUUAAUAAAUGAAUCCACUAGUGAUGUUUCGGUUGAACAAAGUAAGGCCAUAAUAAAGUAUGAGUUGGAUAUUGAUGAGGAACAAACCCAAGGAAACGUUAUAUUAUGCAGUAGUGAAAAAGUUAUACAAACAGUAGAUCCGGUUAGAGAACAAGCUCAAGAAAAACAAACAUUUUGUUACGACAAUCCAAAACCUAAAAAACCUAGAAAACCAGCAAAAUCAAGUGCACAACGUAUGAAAGAAUAUAGAGCACGAAAGAAGGCUCGAAAGGCUCUUGACAAAGCAAAGCAGUGUUCUAGCUGUGGAUCAUCGAUUCAUUAUGUAGCAGAAAAAUCGUCGAUAUUAUUGACAUUAUUAGCGUCGAAAACUACCCCAGAUCAUUAUGACGCAGAUAAAAUUGUUAAUAUUGAAGAUAAUUAUUCUUCAAGUAGUACUCCAUCAAAUUCUCAUAUGGGUGGAUUGGAAUAUAAUGGGAAUAGUAAUAAAAAUCAAGCACAGAGUUUUCAACAAUUAGCUAAUAAUUGUAGUAAUUGUAAUAAUAGUAAUAAUUUAAAUCUAGUAUAUAUAUGUCAAUCAAAUGAGAGCACUAAUGAAACAAUGGAUCGAUCAAAAGUCUCGAGUUUUGGUGUAAAUGAGGAAAAUAAAUCAUCGAAUGAAUUCCCAAUUGAUGGUUCAUCAAAUCAAAAUGUGUGUGAGAAAAUAUAUGAAAAAAAUAUUGGUAAAGAACAAACCGAAGAUAAUCAUACCAUAAAUAACAGCGUAAAAAGUAACCAACUUAGAGCAGAAUUACUCAAACCACCGCCGAAUCAAGAGCUUGGAAAUCGAACAAAGGCUUUGAUUUCUGAUGUCAAUGCAGAAAGUAAAUCAGCAAAUGAAUCCCUAGGGCAGGGUAUAGCGGAUCAAGAUGUAAGUGGGGCUUGUGAGAAAAAUAUUGAUCGAGGGCAAUCCAAAAAAAAGAAAAAAUCUCGUGAUAUUGUCGUGAAAAUAAAAAAAAUUCCAAAAACUCCAAUAGAACGGAGUCGCGAUUUCAGACAACGAAAAAAAAUUUUACGAAGUGUGAUAAAAGAUCCUUUAGCUGAUCCGUUAUUAAAUGAAACUUUUAAUGACUCUGUUGUAAGUCAAGAUAAAUUUGAUCAGCAUAAUUCAACUCUUGUUAAUAAUUACUCUGGUAUCUUCGUCAACUCUAAUGACAAACAAGCCCAAAAUAAUGAUGCAAUGCCUAAUGCAACUAUGAUGAGAAAAGAAAACCCCACAUCAAUGAUGCGAAACGCUUUCGAAGGCAAUUCAUCGACGAAUAAAUCAUCAAAUAAUUCUGAGAUUGAACGGGAAUCACCUCCGCUAAAUAUUAUUGACGAGUCUCCAUUUUUCUUCGUCACUAUGGAUAGUUGUUAUCAAGUAAUUAAUUAAAGUUGAUAUUUAUUAUUACCCAUUUUAUACUCCAUGUUUUGAAAUAAA
This is a messenger RNA of Microplitis mediator, 2113 nucleotides long. RefSeq lists its product as uncharacterized. Lineage: Eukaryota; Metazoa; Arthropoda; Insecta; Hymenoptera; Braconidae. The transcript is spliced from 2 exons. Bases 638 to 2065 code for a protein of 475 amino acids. The record is from RefSeq and is a predicted model, not a curated record.